AUGGAGUGUAGUCAGAUGAUGUCACCGGAUACUGUGUCGGCGCUAUUUCCAGAUCGGCCCAUACGGCCGCUGCCCAAACGUCGACUUCGCGAACGCUUAACGCCAGAAGUUGCGGGUGCAAUCAGGUACCCCCCAAGGACACGGGGUGCCUUGCCGCUUUUUCAUUACCCUCCUUUCACCGUAAAGGAGGAAGGUGGCCAGCUCGACAUCAAUUCCCACAAAUUGAUGCAAAACAACGACACUGCCUGCGCUGUGGUACGACAACAAAACGAGACAGUGACAAAGGACGGGAGGGAGCCUUCUGGUGCGGUCUGGAGUUCGCUCGUGCCGACAUCUCCGGGGGAGACAUCGUCCCGAACUCAUCAACCGGUUCGACCAGACCAGCCGCGGCGUACCGACCCUCAAGCUCCUCCAUCAAUCACCUCGUCCAUUGACGGGUAUGACUCUUUCGAAAAUACAAACAAUAAGAAGAAACGAAAGAUACCAUCCGCUGGAGACUUGUCGGUUAAUGGAGCUCACGGACUCGGUAGCGAAGCUGCUGCCCCAACACUGUCCACUGACCCGACCACCCCCGUCAACGAAGGCACCCAAGUCGUUGACAGAUUCCAUCACGGACCUACGAGCCCAUCGCCAUCAGGAACACAUGUCGCAAAUAGUCAAGGAUUCUCCGGCCCCGGACGAGGAAGGUUUGGGCGCUCGAGGAAGGGUAGGAGCCCGCUGCGAGCGCUGCCUGACGGCAACAAUGCGUGGCCAGUUCAGCCCAUGAACUCGGGCACGGCUCAGUGGUCUGAAAAUGAUCGAGGGGGUAUCAUUUCCAGCGCCAUUGCCAAUGCCGGAAAGCUUCCCCUCCCCUCCCUGGGGCAGGAGAACAUAAGUCUUCUCCAGCAACAUUCUUCUACUCUUAAAACCGCAUCAACCUCGGGUCAAUUCACUUUCACGUGUGUUUCGCAAGUGCCUGGAACUGUGCGGUGGCCUGGCCAGCUGCCCUCACACGCCGUUGCUACGCAAGCUCCUGAGUUGUCUUCGUCGAAUGCGAAUGUUGAAGCGCACAAUGCGUCGGUAAUUGCCGGCCCCGGUAAAGCUGGACAGUCACGCAGGUCAGGUCGCCGUCGGCUGGAAGAGGAGUUGAUGGCAGCAGCACGCCGUCGUAGACAGAUGGCAGCGGACAGCUUCUAUCAUAACCCGCCCAGCAUUGAGGACAUGUGGGUCUGCGAGUUUUGCGAGUAUGAACGGAUCUUUGGUGAACCGCCUCGAGCCCUCAUUAGGGACUAUGAAAUCAAGGACCGCCGCCAACGCCAAGAAGAAGCCGAGCGAAAGAGGCUUCUUGAAAAAGCCAAGGCAAAGAGCAGGAAGAGCAGGAAGAAUGGGAAAGCACCCAGCAAGGGCGGUCACACCGGCAGUCACCAUGAUGAACAUGGUCCACCUGAUUUUGCCGAGGAUCAAGACGCAUCCCCAAUGCAUCAGGGACACAGCCACUCGACACAAUCCGAAGAGGAUUAUGAGGUUGUGCAUGAAAACAGGCACACCGCGACGCUCUCUGAGCGCGUUCAUCCACCUGGUACUCAUUACGGGAUUGUUGACAGCACACGAGUCAAAACCUAG
Messenger RNA from Ustilaginoidea virens, 1602 nucleotides. RefSeq lists its product as uncharacterized. The transcript has 4 exons. The record is from RefSeq and is a predicted model, not a curated record. NCBI's taxonomy places the organism in Eukaryota, Fungi, Ascomycota, Sordariomycetes, Hypocreales, Clavicipitaceae. Bases 1 to 1602 code for a protein of 533 amino acids.